CACUGGCAGAAGAGUGCGAAAGGAAAGAAAAAUAACCAUAACAAACCGUGCAAUAACAACAAAGAUUAGGAUGAACAACAUGUUUGUGGAAUCAAUUCCUUUGUUUAAAUAUUAAUUGUCGGUUGUGACGUCGUCUUCGCAGGGGGAUGCGCCCCCGAAGUAACGCACACACAAGUACUGCAUAGAGUUUAAAGGUCGGAACCCUGCUCAAUGAAACUGCGCAAACAGAGGCGGAAUUUAAAUGCAUAGGAAUACUAUCAUAACGCCCCGUCAGCUGAUUCACUUGUUUAUGCGGAGGGGUCCCCUAUCUGGCGUAAAUUGAGUGGCGCGAUCCGAUAACCUGCCAUCAUAUAGGCUAUAUACUCAGUGGUCACUCCUGCCUUGUUUACAACCCAACGCACAUCGCACAAUGAGGCUCAAAUCGGGAAUAUUUCUGGUGCUGCUGCUGACCACUCUUCUGGGUCUGGGCGAAUGCUUCUGGCCUUUUAGCAGAAGACGCAGCUCAAGCCCUCCUCCGCCGCCACCAGAGCCCAAGCUCUCGCCUGUGAUUUUCGUUCCCGGAGAUGGAGGGUCUCAAAUGGACGCUCGGCUGAACAAGUCGAACUCUCCCUACUUCGUGUGCCAGAAGACCCACGAUUGGUACAACCUUUGGCUCGAUCUGGAGCAAUUGGUCAUUCCCAUGGUCUACUGCUGGAUAGACAAUGUGAAGUUGUACUACGACAAGGUCACCAGGACCACUCACAACACGCCUGGUGUGGAGACGAGGAUUCCCGGCUGGGGAAAUCCGGAGGUUGUCGAAUGGAUCGAUCCCACCAAGAACAGUGCCGGGGCCUACUUCAAGGACGUGGCCAAUGUGCUGGUGGAUCUGGGCUAUGUCCGCAAGCAGAACAUCCACGGAGCACCGUACGAUUUCCGAAAGGCGCCGAAUGAGAACAAGCAGUUCUUCAUCGAUCUCAAGCAACUGGUGGAGGACACCUACGAGGCCAACAAUCAGUCGGCUGUCACCUUCAUCACGCACAGCAUGGGCAGUCCCAUGACCCUGGUAUUCCUGCAGCAGCAGACGGUCCAGUGGAAGGCCAAGUAUGUCAAGCGAUUGAUCAGUUUGGCGGGAGCUUGGGCGGGCAGCUUUAAGGCGGUGAAAGUGUUUGCCAUGGGUGACGAUCUCGAUUCGUUUGCCCUGAGUGCCAAGAUCCUAAAGGAGGAGCAAAUAACACACCCUUCCACUGCCUGGCUGCUGCCGUCCCCCCUCUUUUGGAAGCCCUCUGAGAUUCUCGCCACGACCCCGAGCAGAAAUUAUACGAUGGCUCAGCUCAAGGAGUUCUUCAACGACAUCGACUACAUGACAGGCUGGGAAAUGCGCAAGGACACGAUUCGUUACAGCCAAAACUUUAGUCCACCUGACGUGGAGCUUCACUGCCUGUAUGGCGAUGGCAUAGACACGGUGGAGAGAUUGCAGUACAAAAAGUCGGCUAUUGCUGGGGAGACGCCCAAGUUGAUUAUGGGUCUGGGCGAUGGAACCGUCAACCAGCGUUCUCUACGAGCCUGCCAAUAUUGGUCUGGCUACUCUAGCUCGCCCGUGAACACACUGGCCCUGCAAGGUGUGGAUCACAUGCAUAUCCUCUCCAACCCAGACGUCCUCAAAUAUGUUCGCACCGUCAUGCAGCAGCCGUAAUGUCGAGUGUCCUGUUUUAAUAGGCUAAGAGUUCUUGACUUUAGACCUUCAAAAUCCCUUGCGGUAUCUGUAAAAUCUAACUAUACAAUCAAUGCCAAUUUUAAUGUUUAAUAAAUGUAUCACGUUAAGUAGCACAAACUCAA
Drosophila biarmipes is the source of this 1815-nucleotide messenger RNA. RefSeq names its product phospholipase A2 group XV. Lineage: Eukaryota; Metazoa; Arthropoda; Insecta; Diptera; Drosophilidae. The transcript has 4 exons. Gene Ontology annotation, biological process: lipid metabolic process. The record is from RefSeq and is a predicted model, not a curated record. The coding region runs from base 410 to 1672 and encodes 420 amino acids.